CCGCCUCGCCGCGCCUCGCCUCGCCUCUGCUCGCCGGCUGCCUCGCUCGCGGGCCGGCUGGAGCGUCCCCGCCGGGGAGCAGGAAGGAGGGCGGACCAGCAUCCGAGGGGCCGGGCCGGAGAGGAUCGGGUGGCGUCGCCGGAGCCGGGCGGCUGCGCUGCGCCCUCCCCUAUUGUCUCCGCUCGGCCCGGGGCUGGCUCGGGCUGCCGCCGGCGCGGCGCAGCGGGCUCGGGGCGCCAUGGUGGCUCGGAGCACAGACAGCAUUGAUGCAACAGGCGAGGGACAAGUUCGUACUUUGGGGAAUGCCACCAGCAACCUCAAGGGAAAGCCAACCAAGAGACUUUCCAUCACCCGAGGCCACUUCCCCAAGCUGACUGAUUGUGCCCAUUUCCACUAUGAGGCCGUGGACUUUGGACACAUCCAGCUUCAGUUUGCCCCUGAUCAAAAUGAAAACCUCAACAGUUUGGAGGAGGGCAGCCUGUUGUUUCCUGUUCAGGUAACCUGUCAGGGGAAAAGUUGGCAGGUACAUCGCAGCUAUGAGGAAUUCCGCACAUUGGAUGCUCACUUGCAUUGCUGUAUCUUUGACCGGCGUUUCUCUCAGCUUCCUGAGCUGCCAUCCCUCAGCCAUGUGCAAGCUCAUCCUGAGCUGCUGGUGCCCAUGCUUUCACAGUAUCUCGAGAAGCUUUCUGAUAUUGUGGAUAGCAAUAUCAAUUGCAGCCCGGUUCUCACCUGGAUGGAGAUUGAUAAUCAUGGCAACCGACUGUUGGUGAAUGAGGAAGCUUCGAUCAACGUUCCUGCCAUUGCAGCUGCUCACGUGGUUAAACGUUACACUGCGCAAGCAUCUGAUGAGCUCUCCUUUGAGGUUGGAGACAUCAUUUCCGUGAUUGACAUGCCUCCGAAAGAGGAUAGGAGCUGGUGGCGUGGGAAACAUGGAUUCCAGGUGGGUUUCUUCCCCAGCGAAUGCGUGGAGCUAUUCUCAGAACGUCCUAGCCCAGGAGUCAAACCAGAUGCAGAGGGGACAAGCUGUGCCCUCCCCAGGACUCAUGGCCUCCUCUCCCCAACCUCAGUGUCUAAGAAACAUGGCAAGCUCAUUGGGUUUCUUCGUACUUUCAUGAAGUCUAGGCCCAGUAAACAGCGCCUGAAGCAGCGGGGAAUCCUCCGGGAGAGGGUUUUUGGCUGUGAUUUAGGAGAACACCUCAAAAACUCAGGCAGUGAUGUCCCCCAGGUAUUACGUUCUUGUUCCGAUUUCAUUGAGAAGCACGGCAUCGUGGAUGGCAUUUACCGUCUCUCUGGUGUCUCCUCCAACAUCCAGCGUUUGCGGCAUGAGUUUGAUAGCGAGCGGGUGCCUGAACUCUCCAAAGACGUUUACUUGCAAGACAUCCAUUCGGUCAGCUCUCUCUGCAAGUUGUACUUCCGGGAAUUACCAAACCCUCUGCUCACCUAUCAACUCUACAACAAAUUUGCUGAGGCUGUAUCCGUUUCUGGGAAUGAAGAUCGCUUAGUGCGGGUACAUGAUGUUAUCCAGCAACUACCCCCACCGCACUAUCGGACCUUGGAAUUCCUGCUGCGGCAUCUGGCACGCAUGGCUAUGCACAGUCAAAACACCAGCAUGCAUAUCCGCAACUUAGCCAUCGUUUGGGCACCCAACCUGCUGCGGUCAAUGGCUCUGGAGUCAGUUGCACAAUGCGGAGCUGAUGCCUUUCAGGAAGUCCGAGUUCAAUCCCUUGUGGUCGAAUUCCUCCUCUCUAACGUUCAGGUUCUCUUCAGCGACACUUUCACUUCCAUUGGCAAGGACAGCACAGGGCGUUCCUUCCUUCCUCGACCGAAAUCCCAGUUGGUCAGCUGCCCUUCCACCCGCUUGCUAUCCCUUGAAGAAGCACAAGCACGCACCCAGGCCCUCUGCAAAAUCACCAGGCUAGAAGCCAGACGUGGAUCCCCGGAUCUGCAGGAGCAAGGGAAGCUCUCUGCUGUCUUGGGAUCACCUAACACUAGGCAAAAGACGGAAAAUAAUGGAAGGCUACGGAAGAUCUCAGGACCUAGUUGGAAGACUUUCUUUGCCAUUGGGAAGGCACCAGUCCCAUUCCGCAAAAAAUCCCAUAGAUUGGGAGAGCUUUUCGGGCUUGGAGAAUCUUUACCUGGGAGUCAGGGUGAGACAGUCACCUUGCGAUCAGCCAAAAGUGAAGAAUCUCUAACAUCUCAGGCCAGUCUAACAGGUCUCCCCAAAUUGCCUUGCCUGAGACGUCCACAUUCCAGCAGUGAUGCUUUCCCUACUCUCAAACAAUGCCACUCAUGUUCCUCCCUGUGUUCUUCUGUGUCUGGCCAUGGUGAAGGCUUGGCCACUGGGACGGAUGAUGUGGCUUCCCGUCGGCGUUCCUCUUGGCUGGAAGGUGACUCAGAGCUAGACUCAGAGUUGGAAUUAAGUCCUCCUGGACUUCGUGGGCUGGACUUUGAUCCAUUAACUUACCAGUGUAGUCCUCCUGCACAGCAGCCCUCGCUCUCCGAUGACUCCAGCUCACCGAGUCCUGUUGCGGCUCUCUCACCCUGCUCGCAUCCCAACGUUAGCCAAGAUACAUCAGAGCCAUUGCCUGUCUCCUUGCCUGACAAGGUGCUGGAAAUGUUUGCGGGUGGAGAGGCCAGAGGGCUAAGCAUGCAUGCCUCCCCUCCCCAUAUGAUCUCCAUGCUCCUGAGUACAGCUGGUGGGCAGCUCAGCAACACUUGUGAAUGCGAAGUCCGUGGCAAGAUUACACAAGCCAAAGGUCGCAUGUCUCCACCCAGUCCAAAGUCUGAAGCAGCUCCCACCUCUCCUGGUGCGCUGUCCCUGCUGCGGCACAUCCCUCCACCUCCUCCGCCCAAGAACCCGGCUCGCCUGAUGGCCCUGGCGCUGGCUGAGAGCGCGCACCAGGCAGCCUUACAGCAGAAGCGACAGGCCAGCCUUAAGCAGAGGGAACCCCGAACGCACUUCCGGCGCUCUCUAUCGCUGGAGUGCAAGGCAGGGGAGCUGACAGGCGGAGCACAGGCACUGUACUCCAUGGUGCGCCCGAGCCCCAAGGCCCCCGGCCUCUCUUCUCUCCAGGUGCAGGCCAGGGGCAGGAGCAUCGGCAGCCAGUGCUGCAACCUCCCGGGAGGAAUCCAGGUGCCUCUCAGCCAGGCUUCUCCCUUGGGUAGCUCGGAUUCCUUUUCCCCUUACCGGAGGGUCCUUACUGACCUAGGCCAGAGAGACCCUCCACCACUUUCCUUCUCGGACCCCUACCACCUGUCCUCCCUGUCUCCUGCCUACAGCUUGCGUCAUCCCCCACCGCCUCCCCUGUCAGUCCCGUAUCCUGCCUUCCGCCAGCCUCAAGAUGCCUUUCCGUCAUCCAGCCUGUCGGCCGCCCCGCCCAAGCCCCCGCCUCCGCCCCACUUUCCCAUAAUGGCCAGUCACUUGCCCCUCAAAACGAGGCCCUCUACUUUCCAGGCCUGCAUCCCGGACCAUCCUCUCCGGCAUCACGGCCGCUUCCCGGUCUCCCCUCGAGUGGGGGUCAGUGGGAGUCCACCUUCUCAGCUGGAACAUGAGAAUCUCUAUUAUGAGAUUGUGGGGGAGCCUCCUGCGUAUCCCGGUCUGGCACGCCCGUGGCCGUCUUGCCCCCCGCCUGAGUAUUUGGCCACUUUCAAUGCCUCCUAUGGGAUCUUCGAGAGGCCCUGGCGCCAGCCCCAGCUUCCCCCAGCUCCCUCCUCCCUUCAGCCCACCUUAAAGAAUCCCCAGCUGCAAAUCCAGUCUGUGCCUCCAGCAGUAACCCGACAGGAACCCAUCUACGUCAACGUGCCCUUCCCCGAGCCCCCUUUGGUCAGCCCCACACCCCUCCCUCCACCAGAAGUGGCCCACCCCCGCAGUCAUUCUGACCCUGGGGCUCCUCGGGCCUUGCCCCAGCCCAGCAGACCUCCGUUGCCUCAGAAGCAGAAGCUGGGUUGGGGCUAUGCACCCUCAGGGCCAUACCGCCAACUGAUGGAUGUUUUGCCCUGCAGUCGUGCUGUGUGGCAGUUCUACCGUCCUCCCUCUGCAUGUUGGGGUCAUCCCUCUUAUGGUCCAGAACCCAUCAUCACCUACGAUGGGCCCGCCGCCCGCUUGGGGAGCCAGGCCUCAGCACCCUUGACGAAGCUGGAUGAAUCUUCCCCGCAGUACGGCAAUGUGGAAAGGAGAGAGGGGUCUCCAUCCGGGUGCUACCUGGGGCCCAGUUGGACAGUGUAUGCUGAGGGCCAGACACACAGCUACUGCUGAGAGAUGGUGACCAGAUGCACACCUUGGACUGGAUUCUCGGGGCUGGGCUCCAGGUUUCUGUCCUCUCUCUCUCACCAGUAUUCAUGGGAUUAUCAUUUACUGAUGGCUGUGAAAAAAACAAAGACCUUCGAAGGAUAUAUCACACUAGGUUAGUGUGAUGUCACAUCUUUGGCUCCCUCGUUGGCCAUUGUGCCUGCCUCGUUUGGAGGACUUCUCUACGGUUUGGAGAGCACACGAAUCUUUCAAGGCAGCUCCUCUUCCUGCAGGAUGUCUCUCUCCAGAGAAUCAGCAUGACAUCACAGAAGGACAUCUGAUUGCAUCAUUUCAGCCUUUGGGGCACCUUAAUGGCUCUGCCAAUUGCAUUGUGUGUCCAACCUCCCGUUUUUGUUACCUGCCGUGUUGCUUUUUUCCACCAUGCCAUCUCUCCAACAAUGGAUUUCUAACCUCAGAGGGGCGGGUUUGGUUCAAAUGGGAUGACUGCAGCUGAUUCCUUCUGGAUUACAUCAUCUCUUCUGCUUUGGCCAUGUGAAUCACAACAGGAUGUCUGGAAUCCAGCCAGUGCUGCUAACCAUGCUCAUGUCAUGCACUGAACUGACACAGAGGGGCACUAUUGACCAUGCUUUGCUCACCCCUGGAUGAGAUUGCAGGCUUUGGAGGGGAGAGUGGGGAUUAACUCUCUUUUCUUCAGUAUUGGAACCAAAAUAGUUCUAACCUGUAAGCAUCCUUUUAACCCAAUUAAAAUAUUAACAACCUCCUUGCUGGUUUUCCCAGAGGUGAGGCCAAUUCCUGGGAGAAAGCUAUCCUCUGGGCUUUUACAUACACAUCAAGGGAAAUGUGAGAUGCCACCAGUAAUGCAGCCGGGCGCCCUUUCAGGCUCCUGUUUCAUUUUACAGGAGCACUUUGUAUGUUUGCAGAUGGGCAGACUGGCAUGUUGAGAAAAUUUAGGGGGAGCUUGUUGGGAGAAAGUUGGUCUCAUGCAUUUCUGCAUUUAUUUAGGAUUUGAGGAUUGUGUGUGUGUGUGUGUGUGUUUUACAAAAGGAUGGGGAAAAGAUGCGUAUGUGCCUAGCAUAGGAGGAGUCUGUGUGAUUAAGCAGCAGGUUUUUAAGUGCUUGAGAGGAGUAUUCAUGUCUCUCUGAUACGUUCAUUCAUGUCUGGAGCUGGUGUGGAUUUGUGUGUGUGUGUGUGAGAAAGUGUUUGUAUAUAUUCCACAGACAGUAUUUCAGAGAUGAGGGGUAGGAAGAAGGGAGAGGAAUUUAUGCCUUAUUCCUCUUGAGCAGUUGUUGGGGACCAUCCAUAGAUUGAGACUAGGGCAAGAAGCAAAUCCCCACCCCCCCCAGCAUCCCUUCCCCAAAGCACUUUUCAAGUGGCCUCCAGGCUCAUUUUCAAACCCUUAUAUUGUCAGAUUUCAUUAAAAAAAAAAAGUGGGGUGGAGCAAGUAAAAUAAGCAACAAUAGUAAUGCCUCACCUGCAUCACUGAGAAGAAAAACACGUAUUUUUCCUGAAUGCAGUCCAAACUUUGGGAUCCUGUCGCUUUCAGAGAGAGCUAAGCACAAGUUUUAACUCUCGUCCCCUGAAACCAGGGGCAUUUCCCCGUGCUUGAAACUGUGCCCCUUUUCAACAGCCUGCUCCUGUGCAUGCUUGCUUGAAAGUCAGCCCCACCGAGUAAUGCAAGACGGAUGCCUGAAUUUGUGCACAUAAGGACUACAGCCUUAAUCGCAUUAUUUUGAAGCCUCCUGUGGGAUCUUUUCUGGGAUGGGGCUGAAUUCCUCAAGAGUUUGGGAUUAACUGUACUUGGAUCUUGGCCACCCCAGCUGGCUGGCACUCUUGUGUGGCAAGAUCGAGAUCAUCUCACUACAGGCAUCGCCCACCUUAACGAAAACAUUGUUCAUCUGUACACAAGAAGGAUAUGCAAUUGACUUAGAAAUCUCCAGCUCCUCUGAUAAUGGCUUUCGGCGUAGAACGUCUUGGCCUGCGCUAAGAGUUUUAGAUCUGGGAUUGAUUCCCUCCUCUCUCAUAAUACCGAUUGGUUCAACAUUUGGUUUUACCACUGAAAUUGCACUAACUUUGCCACUUUUUCUUUAAAAAAAAAUACUGCUAUGGUAAAAACCUCCAAAUUGUCCUACGUUCUUAAUAGCUUACAUUCCUUGUUUUCUGGGAACUGAAACACUGGAAGCUGUUUCUCCUGUGGUUUUGCAAAGACAUGGGGGCACAUUGGGGAAAAAUGUGCUUAAUGAUCCAUGAAGAACAUAAUGUUGGAACUUAAUCCAUGGCACUGGUUUUGUCAGACGGGGGUUUUAGAACAACCUUGGGAAUGGUUAACUAUACAGUAUAUUUGUUACUUAUAUGUAACAUUGGAUGUCCAAGAUCUGGAGAGCACCCAGGUUCACAAGGAAAUGCUGGCUGUGCUAAACAAACCUUGAAAUUACCUGAAAAUAGAUGUAGGGUUCUACAGGCUUCUAACAUGGGGUAAUGAUUAUGGGCAUACUGAAGUGAUUGCCAAGCACUUUUCUUUGAAUUUCAUAUAUUUCUAGCACUUGGCUGGGCAGUGGCUAUUUGCACCUGAAUAUGACCAAAUUUUGGACAUUUACAGGAUAGUUCUAUCAACACUUAUUUUACCAGAGAUUAAGGUACGUAUUGCAGUUCCGACAUUAUGUGCAACUGGAUUUUAGGCACAGAUGCAGCUUGAAGGAGGAUCUUUAAUGCGUUUGAGUAUAAUGCAUGGUGCAACUCAGAGGACUCAGGCCUGGGAGUCUGAACAGAACUGGAUUCACACGAA
Molecule: messenger RNA, 7031 nt
Organism: Candoia aspera
Lineage: Eukaryota; Metazoa; Chordata; Lepidosauria; Squamata; Candoiidae
Gene: ARHGAP33
Product: Rho GTPase activating protein 33
Exons: 22
Coding region: 239-4255 (1338 amino acids)
Biological process (GO): small GTPase-mediated signal transduction
Cellular component (GO): plasma membrane
Molecular function (GO): protein binding; GTPase activator activity; phosphatidylinositol binding
Source: RefSeq, a predicted model, not a curated record